GUUGCCAACAUGGCUAGCUGGGGCGGUGCUGAGGAAGAGGAACUAGAUACUCGAAACCAGCAGAGGUCAUAUGCCCUUGCAGGAAAAGUCUCAACCCUACGAUCGCUGGCACUAGACAUCGAGAAUGAAGCUUACGAACACAACCGGCUGCUGGACGGGAUGGGAAAUGACUUCUCGAGCGGCGAAGGGUUGAUGAUGGGCAGCUUGAACCGAGUGAAGAAUCUCCUCACAUCAGGAAGGCAGAACCGCAAGGUUAUGUGCUACACGUCCGGUUUCGUCAUCCUCUUCGUGAUCAUUCUGUGGUACCUGUCCUCGCGGAUGUUCAGCGGCGAGUGAGAGGCUGGAGGGAGAGAUUUUGGGGGGUGGGGGGGUGUAGGGAGUGUGAGAUGGGUGAGGAUGCGGUGUAUCUGUGAUGAGGCUUUUUUCUUAUACUUAUUCUUUGAUUUUCUUUAUUCGUAUUCUCUUUUUCUUUCUUCUUCUUCGUCUUCUUUUUGAGAAAGGAGGUAAAGAAUUAUUAGAAUGGAAGAGAGGAUGAAUGUAAUAUUUUUCUUUCUUUCUUUCUGUUUUAUCCAGAGGAAGAGAAUUAAUAUAGAUGUUGUUAUUCUCUUCUUCAAGAAAGAGGGUGCGUGUCAAAUUCAUUAGUGCGACGUUUGCUCACUUUUUAGCUAUGUGAUGGAUGGCUGUUUAGACUGAACAUACUAGUUUCCACCAGUUAAGGUUGUUUGGUACAUACUAAACUUACUUCACAGGUUUUAAUAAACAGAGUGAAGUAAUUCCGAGAGAUAUUUUUGUAUUUCAAUUAUUGCAUAUAUUGUGCUUUUGAGAUUUAGGUGAUGUAACACUCCGCAUCACAAGUGUUAUGGGUCGAUAUCUGUGAUCAAAGUGGAUCCAUUUGAUCAAUAAAAGAAUAAUUGUUUCAUUCCAAUAUUUCCAGUCCAUCUCUGUAUUUUUUCCUAUUUUAUUCUCAAGAUUUUUUUUUUUCUUUACAUUUUAUCUCCCA
Molecule: messenger RNA, 1000 nt
Organism: Penaeus indicus
Lineage: Eukaryota; Metazoa; Arthropoda; Malacostraca; Decapoda; Penaeidae
Product: BET1-like protein
Exons: 3
Coding region: 10-336 (108 amino acids)
Biological process (GO): retrograde transport, endosome to Golgi; regulation of retrograde vesicle-mediated transport, Golgi to ER
Cellular component (GO): SNARE complex
Molecular function (GO): SNAP receptor activity
Source: RefSeq, a predicted model, not a curated record